UGUAAACUGUAACAUUCAUGUGUUUCAUUAGCAACUGAUAUUGUGAUUUUAAUUAACGCACUUCGUUGUCAUCGCUUCGAGUUGUCUGACGUUCUAGUUGCUCUCACAACAAAAUGUAUCUUAAACGUGUGCAGUACAUCGGGGCUCUGCAGGUAUUGCUGCUUAUAGUUGGGUGUCAUGGGGAAAUUCCACUGUUCUUUCCAGCAUCAUCAGUGCUGCAAGUAACCUCGUCGUUGUCGGUGCCAGUGGUAAUACCCCAACGGAAACUAUUCUGGGAUUGGGGACUGCAGAUGAACUACAAUUUGCCCGCGCAGCCAUCUAGCUUUUAUGCGGCAUCCAUUUGGCCAGAUGAGUUCGAGCGUCGCCACAAACGUCAAUUGAGGAACGAAACACAGAAGUAUAUGCCUACUAACGGACUAACGAAUAUGCAUCCCAAUGACCUUACGGCGGGGGAGCUCUAUGAGAGCAUUGAAAAUAUGCUGACGCGGUAUGGCAUCGAUGAGUCCUGUCUGUUGCAAAGUGUGUGCGAAUUGGCCCGACAUCCCUUCGAUGAUGGACACCAAAACAUGCUAACAGCAUUGUUGACCUUUACGUUAACGCCAUCUCUGCAUGAGGCCUUUGCACCCAGUGAGACUGUGUAUCGUGAAAUCUAUGAGGAGGCAGAGCAACAGGGAUUUCUGGGCGCAAAUUGCGCAAAACUGUAUAGAGAGUGUCCAGUGGACAUUCUGGGCGGCAUCAGCAAACUAAUCAGCUAAAAUAAAGUGCUUAAAGACUUUCCAAUUUGCAAUUAUAUUAACUGUGGCGCAUGGGCCACCAAUCAAUGCUUAAGUCCUUGACGCCUAAUGAGCUUAGCUUCUGGUCAUUGAAGACAAUACAGUAAAUAACUUGGUGCCAACUAAUGUAUGUGAUUUUAGCUUAAUGGCCAGCAAAAAAUUUGCAUGAAUAUUCUAUUGGAUUUCACUUCAUGACAUGCACAUUGUUCAUAAAGCACUCAAAGUAUUGUAACAAGUAAUUAAUGGAAGAAUUUUAUUACUUCAUGGCAAACCACUUAACAGAUUAACAUGGUGGGAUUUCAAGCUAAGACAGAGACUAGCAUUGCUUCC
Drosophila sulfurigaster albostrigata is the source of this 1103-nucleotide messenger RNA. RefSeq lists its product as uncharacterized. NCBI's taxonomy places the organism in Eukaryota, Metazoa, Arthropoda, Insecta, Diptera, Drosophilidae. The coding region runs from base 114 to 755 and encodes 213 amino acids. The transcript has 2 exons. The record is from RefSeq and is a predicted model, not a curated record.